Messenger RNA from Schistosoma bovis, 1605 nucleotides. The record is from the annotation of a GenBank genome assembly. NCBI's taxonomy places the organism in Eukaryota, Metazoa, Platyhelminthes, Trematoda, Strigeidida, Schistosomatidae.
AUGACAUUAAAUUUUAAUGAAAUAUUAUUACGUGAUUCUGAAUUACUGAAAGUAUUAUCAACCUUAAAAGGGAUACCAAAAAACAUGACAAUAUAUGAAUUAAUUCAUAUACGUAAAACAAUACCAAAUAUUGUUGAAAAUUGGAUUAAUUUUAUGAAUAAUGAACAAUUUUUACAUGAUUAUGAAUAUGGUAAAAUAUCAAAAGAUGUUUAUCAUGAUUUACAAAAAUCAAUAGUAUUUCUUCGUAUAGUUCCAUGUGAACUCAAUAUUAUUAAACAAUUAAAAUCUUGUUUUAUUAUUCAACCAUCAUUAAUGAAUUUAAAUCAUAAAAUUCAUUUAGCCACCUUAUCAACAUAUAUACAUUCAUGGAUUAAUCCAAAUCAAUUAAUAUUAUAUGUUUAUCUUAUGAAUUCAAACCAUCAAAUCUAUGAACAUUUUUAUAUUCAUUUAAAUAAUAAAUUAAUAAAAACGAAUAUAGAAUAUUUAAAUAUCAAAUCAACCCAUCGUCAAGUGAUAUGGGAUAUUAGUUUAAUGAUUAAACAAUUACAAUAUUCUAAAUAUGAUUUAAUUGAUUCAAUAAUAAUGACAUUAAUUAAUAGAAAUGAUAUUAAUCAUAAUAUAGAUGAUAUUGAUUUGAAUUAUAUUGAUUUAUCCAAUGAAUUUCUAUGGAAAUCAAUGAUAAUCAAUAAAAAUGAUACAAUCAAUAAUAUACCAUUGAAUAAUCAAUAUGAAAUAGAACAAAAUUUGAAUGAAAAUAAUAAUGAUGAUAAUAAUAAUAAUAAUCUUAAUUUUAUAAAUGAUCAUGAUUAUGAUCUUAAUUUUACAAAUGAGAAUAAUAAUAAUGAUGAUGAUAUAAAUGAACAUAAUGAUCUAAUUAAAAAAUUCAAUAAUCAAUAUGAAACUAUAUUGAUUAAAAGAAAUAUAAUAAAAUCUAAUAAUAAUAAUAAUAAUAUUGAUAAUAUAUUAAGUGAUAAUACACAAAUUAUAUUAGAAAUGAAAACAUUAAGCAUUAUACAAUUAGAAAAUCAAUAUUUAUUAAAAAAACGUUUAAUACAACGAUCAUUUUUAAUUGAAUCUACUAAAUCAUCCAUACAACAUAUAACACAAUCAUGUCCAAGUUUUUUAGAUAAAAAUAAAUAUGAAACAAAAUGUUGUUUAUUUCGUUAUACAUUAAAUAAAAUGCAAAUGGAUCAAAAUGAUAAAUUAAGAUUUAUUAUAUUUCCACAUCAUUUACCAAUAAAUAUGUGUCAUGGUAGAUGUAUUGGACUUUACAUGCCGACAGAUAAUGCUCACAGCAUUCUAAUGAAUCGUUAUUUUUCUGGACUGGGUUCUGUGGAACGAGAAGCUAUCUAUAAUUCAAUGCCAUGCUGUGCUGCCAAUGAAACAAUACCAUUUACAAUACUUUACAAAGAUCAUAAAGAUCAACUGGUCACGGAAACUUUGCCUAAGGCUGUAAAAACAAAUUGUGCAUGCAGUUGAAUCACAUUAAUACAUUAAUAUGCACCGAAAUAACACAAAUCAUAUACAUACUACUGGAAAUUUAGUAGUAGGCAAUCAAUUGUUUUGAAAAUAAAAUAAAGCAAUAUUGUUAAAUUUCUAAAUAAU